AUGGCGCCCACCUCCAACAAGUCCUUCAUCUACAAGAAGGGGCCCCAGGGCUUCCCCGUCCCUGGCGAGGACCUCGUCAUCGAGGACAGGCCCAUUGACCUCGAGAAUGCGCCCCUCCACGGCGGUGUCCUCGUCGAGGUCCUCUACACCUCCUUCGACCCCUACAUGCGCGGCCGCAUGCGCGACCCCAAGAUCAAGUCAUACUCGCCCCCCUUCGACCUCGACCAGCCCAUAGUGAGCGCCUCGGUCGUCAAGGUCCUCCGCUCUGACACGCCCGAGUUCGCCGUCGGCGACGAGCUCGUCUCCUUCUACGGCCAGAACGCCCAGUACGCCGUCAUUCCGGCCCCGGCCUUCAAGCCCAUGGGCCUCCGCAAGGUCCACAACCCCCACAACCUGCCCGUCCACUACUUCAUCGGCGUGCUCGGCAUGCCGGGCACCACGGCCUACGAGGGCCUCUACGAGAUCGGCAAGCCCGUCGCCGGCGAGACCAUCUUCGUGUCCUCGGCCGCCGGCGCCGUCGGCCAGCUCGUCGGCCAGCUCGCCAAGGCCGAGGGCCUCAAGGUCAUCGGCUCAGCCGGCUCGCAGGAGAAGAUCGACUUCAUCACCAACGAGCUCGGCUUCGACGGCGCCUUCAACUACAAGACGGAAGACGCCAACGAGGCCCUCGCGCGCCUGGCCCCGAACGGCAUCGACAUUUACUUUGACAAUGUCGGCGGCGCCCAGCUCGAGGCCGCCCUCCACGCCAUCAACAAGCACGGCCGCAUCAUCGCCUGCGGCUCCAUCGUCGACUACAACGUCAAGCCCGAGGACCGCUACGGCGUCAAGAACCUCUUCAACAUCAUCGGCAAGUCCCUGACCUUCAAGGGCUUCAUCGUAAGCCUCACCCCCGAGCGCUACCAGGCCUUCAACGACAAGGUCCAGCCCCUGCUCGCCGACGGCAAGAUCAAGGCCAAGGUCGACGUGACCGAGGGCAUCGAGAACGCGCCCGAGGGUCUGGUUGGCAUCUUCCACGGCAAGAACUUUGGCAAGGCCAUCCUCAAGGUCAAGGCGUGA
This is a messenger RNA of Verticillium dahliae VdLs.17, 1053 nucleotides long. RefSeq names its product NADP-dependent leukotriene B4 12-hydroxydehydrogenase. Lineage: Eukaryota; Fungi; Ascomycota; Sordariomycetes; Glomerellales; Plectosphaerellaceae. The record is from RefSeq and is a predicted model, not a curated record. Gene Ontology annotation, molecular function: oxidoreductase activity, acting on the CH-CH group of donors, NAD or NADP as acceptor. The transcript has a single exon. The coding region runs from base 1 to 1053 and encodes 350 amino acids.